Molecule: messenger RNA, 1902 nt
Organism: Colossoma macropomum (tambaqui)
Lineage: Eukaryota; Metazoa; Chordata; Actinopteri; Characiformes; Serrasalmidae
Gene: svopa
Product: SV2 related protein a
Exons: 16
Coding region: 105-1757 (550 amino acids)
Biological process (GO): transmembrane transport
Cellular component (GO): membrane
Molecular function (GO): transmembrane transporter activity
Source: RefSeq, a predicted model, not a curated record
UCUAAUGGCCGUUCGCUGUCCAUGGUGUUGAAAAUCACGGCUCGCUGCGAACGAUGUAACGGCAAUGAAACAAAGGAACGGGUUCGGCGACCAACAGCACCACCAUGGACGAUGAUUUGUUCCAGUUAAGACAGCUGCCCAGUGUGGUAAAGUUUCGGCGCACAGGCGAGAGCGCUCGUUCAGACGAUGAGUGCGGCACAAGGGAUCAGAUGAUGCAGGUGGAGGGGGGGCAAAUGGACAUGGGCUCUGUGGCCCUGGCUGAUGGAGCUCCAGUACCCAGAGAGUUCGCCAACCCCACCGACGAUACCUUCAUGGUGGAAGAUGCGGUGGAGGCCAUUGGCUUUGGCAUGUUCCAGUGGAAACUCUCCAUCCUUACAGGACUCUCCUGGAUGGCAGAUGCUAUGGAGAUGAUGAUCCUCAGUAUCCUGGCCCCGCAGCUGCACUGUGAGUGGAGACUGCCCAGCUGGGAGGUGGCGCUGCUCACAUCGGUGGUGUUUAUUGGAAUGAUGAUCAGCUCUUCGUUAUGGGGGAACAUAUCUGAUAAGUACGGGCGGAAAACAGGUCUGAAGAUGAGUGUGUUGUGGACUCUGUUCUAUGGAAUCCUCAGCGCAUUCGCUCCUAUUUAUGGCUGGAUUCUGUUCCUCCGAGCUUUGGUCGGCUUCGGAAUUGGAGGAGCUCCACAAUCAGUGACACUGUAUGCUGAGUUUCUCCCCAUGCAAUCCAGAGCCACAUGCAUUCUGCUGAUUGAGGUGUUCUGGGCGUUGGGGACAGUGUUUGAGGUGCUGCUGGCCAUCCUGGUGAUGCCGACGUUGGGCUGGCGCUGGCUGCUCGCCCUCUCCACCAUCCCCCUCUUCAUCUUCACCAUCCUCUGCUAUUGGCUGCCUGAGAGUGCUCGUUAUGAUGUUCUGUCGGGGAACCAGGAGAAGGCUCUGAACACACUCAAACGUAUCGCGACAGAGAACAGGGUCCCCAUGCCUCUGGGCAAACUCAUAGUGGCCAGACAGGAGGAUCGAGGAAAAAUUAAAGAUCUGUUCUUGCCGCACUUCCGCUGGACCACCGUUCUCCUCUGGUUCAUAUGGUUCUCCAACGCAUUCUCCUACUACGGCCUUGUACUGCUCACCACAGAGCUUUUUCAGGAGGGCAGGGCCUGUGGAGAGGCCAGUGACAGUAAGACAGAGCCAAGAUGUAAUCUGGAGUGCAAGUACCUGAACUCGGAUGAUUACAAAGACCUGCUGUGGACUACGCUGUCUGAAUUCCCAGGUCUUCUGGUGACGCUGUGGGCGAUUGACAAGCUGGGCAGGAGGAAGACGAUGGCUCUGUGCUUCCUCGUCUUCUCACUGUGCAUCGUGCCGCUCUAUGCCUGCGUGGGCAGGACUUCUCUAACGGUCUUGAUCUUCAUUGCGAGGGCAUUUAUCGCCGGAGGCUUCCAGGCAGCUUAUGUUUAUACACCUGAGGUGUAUCCCACGGCGACACGGGCGCUUGGUCUGGGCACCAGCAGUGGCAUGGCUCGGGUCGGAGCUCUAAUCACACCCUUUGUGGCCCAGGUCAUGUUGGAGUCAUCGGUGUACCUGACACUUUCGGUGUACUGUUGCUGCUGUCUGCUGGCCGCUGUGGCCUCCUGUGCCCUGCCCAUUGAGACCACAGGUCGCGGCUUGCAGGAGUCCAGCCACAGGGAGUGGGGGCAGGAAAUGAUGGGCCGAGCAUCCAACCACAGUCCAGACGCCAUCCCCCGCUCCAGCUCCGGAUCACAGAAUUGAAAGAGGGAAGAAUGGAGGCAGACGAGAAAGGAGGCAAAACUUAGAGGGCAACUCAGAUGAGACCAUAUUGGGGAGAAAAUAUGAAGAAAAUUGAGUCAAACAACAAAGUCUGAACCAGGCUAGACUGCCGGAAAGGACAGUGAUA